AUGUUUAUUUGCUGCAAAGCCCCCGCGAGGGGUUUCGGGAAGGGUACAAAGACCCUUUCCAAGUUCGAUAACACGAGCUAUGCUUCCAUAGCACGCAUAUCGACUAGCACACACAGAAGUGCAUUACACACGCGCAAAGCUUCAAGCUCGGCGAAAGAGCGCCAACGAGCCGAUCGCGAACAACUGACACGCCUGCUCAAAGAGUCGCCAGGCAAACGCGAUGCGCGCAACUUCUUGAAGCAGUUCGACGCACCGAAGCCAAAGAAAGGUGAAGGAAGCACCGCCCCAAAAGCAAAGCAAGGCACGAGCGAAGUCGUUCGCAAGGAUCCGGGUACAACUAGGACAGGUGUGAAUUUGGGGAAUCUCUAUCAACCCACUGUAUUCACGCGCGAACCUCUACCGGAAAAGAAAUAUGAGGAGGAAGACAAAGAAGAGCCAUUGCAUUUGGCUUUGGUCAAAUUGAGGCAGCCACAAAAUCUGGAUGACCGCACGCUCGGCGGCAUUGCGCUGACGCUGAGUCAAAUGGCGCAGCUCGGUCUAAGUACUGCUGUCGUACUUGACUGUGCGGAAUACGAUUCAGAGGAUCUACCGCAGAUCGAUGGCGCAUACGAGAAGAUGUUGAGAGAACAAGCUGCCCGGUUCGUGGCGACUUUGGAAGAAUACAAUGAGCCCGGAGCCCUACUCAUCGAGCAUGCAUUGGGCAAGACCAAGGAGCAGAAUGUCAUUCCGAGCACAGUCCAGAUUCGAGGCGGUGUUGAAGUCAAGAACAGCUUCUUGCUCUACCCUCCUAUCGAUGAUGGCGUCAUUCCAGUGGUUCUGCCAAUUGCUUAUGACAGUGACUUGAAGAAGGUUGCUGUCGAAGCAGACGACGUUGUCCUGGCACUGAUCCGGGAGUUUGCUGGAAUUGCGGCGCACGCUGAUCGCGGAGCAUUUGAGAUGUCUGAAGCAUCCAGUGGCAACAAAGAUUUGGAUGACGCUGAGCGACCCAUCCUGGACCGCAUCAUCGUUCUAGACCCACUGGGCGGCAUACCUUCUGUAAAUAGGGCCGACGGGGCUCAUGUAUUCGUCAACCUCGAAGCGGAGUAUCGCGAUAUCAAGCUGGAGCUUCAACGGUUGUCUGCUGCAGCUGGAGAUGAGGCCAAAUCUAAGCCAGCAGUGUCGUUGGGUACUGGCAAUCCUUUCUCAAAAUUCGUGGAAGAAGAAGUGGCGACGACACACGGCGGUUCGAAACAUCAUCUCGCCAACCCAGCGCCGAUGCGCCACCUAAAGAAUCUCGAUGUCGUCCAGCGUGCUUUAAGGAUACUACCACCCACCUCUUCAGGUCUCAUCCUUACUCCAACGGAAGCAGCGAGAAAGGCCAUCCCAGACGAUGACCGGAGCACGCCAUCCAAGAACCCUCUCCUGCAUAACCUGCUUACCGACAAGCCAAUGAUAUCAUCAUCGCUACCAACUUCACCAGCGAGUCGGUUCCUCGGUUCAGUUUCGCCGAACCCACCGACCUUUCUAAAAAAGGGCAUACCAGUAACUAUGGUACCGGAUCCUCGUGAGUCUGGACCUUGGCGACCACCUUCUGCGUCAAAUCCUAGCAUCGAACUAGCCGAAGAUCCACGUAUCAACUUCCCUAAGUUGGAGGACCUGAUCAAUGACUCUUUCCGCCGAAAAUUAGACGCGAAAGACUAUCUCGAUCGCAUUCGCGGUCGCGUUGCCGGUAUAAUUAUUGCCGGCGAUUACGAAGGUGGAGCGAUAUGUACCUGGGAAACACCAGCUUCGCUACGGGGUGUGAAGAUACCGUCUCAAGCUUCUGAGACCCCAGACUCGCCAUACUGGGUGCCGUACCUGGACAAAUUUGCUGUCUUGACAUCUUCGCAAGGUUCAGGCGGGGUAUCAGACAUUGUGUGGGCAGCGUUGACGCGAACUGGUUUCCCGGAAGGUGUUGUGUGGCGAAGCAGGACGAGUAAUCCGGUGAAUAAGUGGUAUCAAGAGAGGUCUACGGGAACGUGGAAUUUGCCUGGAGACCAGUGGACUAUGUUUUGGACGACGAAUGGCGUGACCAAGCGCUGGGAUGGAAACGAGUGGGAUCUCGGACAGAGCAAUAGUCUGACGAGGUGGGAAGCUUAUGUCGACGUGUGUAACGGAAUUGUACCGAGCUGGGCGGACGGAAUUAAGAGAGCUGAUUAG
Parastagonospora nodorum SN15 is the source of this 2178-nucleotide messenger RNA. RefSeq lists its product as hypothetical. The transcript is spliced from 2 exons. Gene Ontology annotation, molecular function: L-glutamate N-acetyltransferase activity, acting on acetyl-CoA as donor; arginine binding. Lineage: Eukaryota; Fungi; Ascomycota; Dothideomycetes; Pleosporales; Phaeosphaeriaceae. Gene Ontology annotation, biological process: L-arginine biosynthetic process. The record is from RefSeq and is a predicted model, not a curated record. The coding region runs from base 1 to 2178 and encodes 725 amino acids. Gene Ontology annotation, cellular component: mitochondrial matrix.